AAGGGUAAUUCCGAGGUGAGCCUAGGGGAAGAGGUAUCUACUUCUUGUGUUUUGGUCAUUUUCCAACUUCCUCCAAGGCUUCCUCAAGCAGAGCUGUGGCAGGAAGCCACGGAGGUUUGGAGGUUUGGGACUGUUCUCCGCACAUGGUUCACUGCCACAUGUUUGCCUGCCUCCUGACCUCCAUCGCUUGGUGACUCCUCCCCUGGUGUGAGGGGCACUGCUGGAGGAGGGCUGGGAGGAUACCUGGUGGGCCCAGGGACUGCCCUGUCCUCACCCUUGCCAGCGUGCAGAACAGUGCUUGGCCACUGGCCACUGCCUGCUUGGUGUGGUGGGUGCCAGGAGCAGAGGAGGAGGCUUGACCCACACGUCCUCUGGCUGCAGCUCUAGCCUGCUGGCUCCUUGGUGGCCCCCUGGGGUUGGGCUUUUAUUUCCCUGACUUCCCAAGUUUUGCCCUUCCUCUGGGUCCCAGUGUGCACCCACUGGGACCACUUCCUUCCUUUUCCCAUUUCCCUAGUUCCAUUCCACAGCUGCCCUGGAAGAGGAUGCUAAUGGCCUAAGCUCCCUGGGGCCCUCACCCCACUGGAUGUGGCAGUGAUGAGGGGUGGCCUGGGCUGGACCAUGGAGGAAUUUGCGUGUUCCAGCAGGACAGGAAGGGAAAUGCUGAGCUCUGGGAUCUCCUCCCUUUUCCACCCCCAGCUGCCUCUGUUUCCUCCCUCAUUCCCCCUCCCCUCCCCUGACUUCCUGCCCAUGUCCGGUUUGGAUUGAUCCAGACCGUCUCUUAUCUCCCUCCUCUCCUUCCUCCUCCAUCCUUUCCUCCAAACUCCCACUUCUCCCCCAGAUCACUAGUUGUUUGUUUAGGGUAGGGGAGAGGGGCAGGAUAGCUCUGCCCCUGCCUGAGUUCUGGGCUGGGGCGGCGGCAGUGGGGGCUCAGCCCCUCUGAGCCUGUGAGUCAGCACUGUCCUCCGGAUUGGUCUCUCUCCUUAGCUCCCCGCCCCUGGGGAGGAGCCAGGCAGCUCUGGGUCCAGCCUGUUCUCUUCUCUGCCAGAGAAGAGGCUCCACGCUGGGCGGGGAUGGGGCCUGAAACUGUCUGGGUCUGAGCUGGGGGAGCGGAAGCCACUUGCCCCUCUCCCUCCCCAGGACUCCUGCCCCUCCUGGGCCACAGAGGCCCGGCAGGCUCGGGGCCUGGGGAUGCCCCCUGCCUGGCCCCCUUGCCCCAGCUGGCAGGGGGGCCGGGCCGGGCAGCAGCCCUGCUCUCGCCCCAGCCAUGGAUCUCUUGCCCCCCAAGCCCAAGUACAACCCACUUCGGAAUGAGUCUCUGUCGUCGCUGGAAGAGGGGGCUUCAGGGUCCACCCCUCCGGAGGAGCUGCCUUCCCCUUCAGCCUCGUCCCUGGGGCCAAUCCUGCCCCCUCUGCCCGGGGACGACAGUCCCACCACCCUGUGCUCCUUCUUCCCCCGGAUGAGCAACCUGAAGCUGGCCAACCCUGCUGGGGGCCGCCUGGGGCCCAAGGGGGAGCCAGGAAGGGCAGCCGAGGAUGGGGAGGGGAUCACAGGGGCAGCCAUGCCGGACUCAGGCCCCCUGCCCCUCCUCCAGGACAUGAACAAGCUGAGUGGAGGCGGCGGGCGCAGGACUCGGGUGGAAGGGGGCCAGCUGGGGGGCGAGGAGUGGACCCGCCACGGGAGCUUUGUCAAUAAGCCCACGCGGGGCUGGCUGCAUCCCAACGACAAAGUCAUGGGACCCGGGGUUUCCUACUUGGUUCGGUACAUGGGCUGUGUGGAGGUCCUGCAGUCAAUGCGUGCCCUCGACUUCAACACCCGGACGCAGGUCACCAGGGAGGCCAUCAGUCUGGUGUGUGAGGCUGUGCCGGGUGCUAAGGGAGCCACACGGAGGAGAAAGCCCUGUGGCCGCCCGCUCAGCUCUAUCCUGGGGAGGAGUAACCUGAAAUUUGCUGGAAUGCCAAUCACUCUCACCGUCUCCACCAGCAGCCUCAACCUCAUGGCCGCAGACUGUAAACAGAUCAUUGCCAACCACCACAUGCAGUCUAUCUCAUUUGCGUCCGGCGGAGAUCCGGACACAGCCGAGUAUGUUGCCUACGUUGCCAAAGACCCCGUGAAUCAGAGAGCCUGCCACAUCCUGGAGUGUCCCGAAGGGCUUGCCCAGGAUGUCAUCAGCACCAUUGGCCAGGCCUUCGAGUUACGCUUCAAACAAUACCUCAGGAACCCACCCAAGCUGGUCACCCCCCAUGACAGAAUGGCCGGCUUUGAUGGAUCAGCUUGGGAUGAGGAGGAGGAAGAGCUACCCGACCAUCAGUACUAUAAUGACUUCCCGGGGAAGGAACCCCCUUUGGGGGGCGUGGUGGACAUGAGGCUCCGGGAAGGAGCUGCCCCAGGGACUGUUCGACCUGCUCCACCCAGUGCGCAGACCCCCAGCCACUUGGGAGCUACCCUGCCCGUAGGGCAGCCUGUGGGAGGAGACCCGGAAGUCCGCAAACAGAUGCCACCUCAACCACCUUGCCCGGGCAGAGAGCUCUUUGAUGAUCCCUCCUACGUCAACGUCCAAAACCUAGACAAGGCCCGGCAGGCAGGGGGAGGGGCUGGGCCCCCCAACGCGACCGCCAAUGGCAGCGCACCCCGGGACCUCUUUGACAUGAAGCCCUUUGAAGAUGCGCUUCGGGUACCUGCACCUCCCCAGUCGGUGUCCAUGGCUGAGCAGCUCCAAAGGGAGCCCUGGUUCCAUGGGAAGCUGAGCCGGCGGGAGGCUGAGGCGCUGCUGCAGCUCAACGGGGACUUCCUGGUGCGGGAGAGCACGACCACACCUGGCCAGUACGUGCUCACCGGCCUGCAGAGCGGGCAGCCCAAGCACCUGCUCCUGGUGGACCCCGAGGGUGUGGUUCGGACAAAGGAUCACCGCUUUGAGAGUGUCAGCCACCUCAUCAGCUACCACAUGGACAAUCACUUGCCCAUCAUCUCUGCGGGCAGCGAACUGUGUCUCCAGCAACCUGUGGAGCGGAAACUGUGAUCCGUCCCCGCGUCCCCGAGCUCUCACAGAAGACGCCCCUGCCUCCCCUUCCACCCUGUUCCCUGCUCUCAGGACUUCACUCAACGAGUGUUCUGUGGGCUUGGCCUUGGGUCAGAGCUGGGAGGAGGGUGGACACUGGGUUUUGCAUUCAGCUGAGGGAGAGGGUUUGAGUCAGGAGCCUGGGGUAGAAUCCUGCUUCUCCCCAAACCUCACCAAAGUAUUAAUGUACAGAGUGGCCCCCCCAUACCUGUGCCAACCUGAUGCCCCCUUCCCCAGGAAGGUGGGCACUCGAGAUGGAAACGUCCCCUGGUGAUAGGCCCAGUGGAGCAGUCACCCUUCUGGGGAAAGGGGAACAAAUCACACCUCGGGUCUACCCCUGGGCUUCAGGGAGUCACAGACCACUCUCAGCCUUCCCCCCAGCGUUUAACUUUGUGCCUUUGACCAUCUCCUAGGUCUGACGAUAUUUAAUGCAAAGAAGUUUUCGGGCCCCUGAGUUAAGGACAGGGGUGCUGACGCCGUCUUGGCUCCCAGGACCCUGUCCUCCUUGCUCAGCAGCCUCUCCAGUUUGGGUUGGGAGAACAGAAGCAGUAGUGGCAGCUGUCCCCUCUCCCUGGGGAGGUGCAACCCUUAGAGAUUGCCCCAGAGCCCCCCUCCCGGCCAGGGGGGAGAUGGACCCCCUCCCUUGCUCAGUGCCUCCUGGCCGGGACCCCUCUCCCCAAGGGGUCUGUAUAUACAUUUCAUACGCCCCGCCCCUCCCAUGUUGCAUGCAUGUUAUACUCUACAGCCAAAGUGUAGCUCUUCCUCCUGUAUCCCGGCUCUGCCUCUCCCUUCCCAGGGUGUGAACUGGAGCCUCCUGUACAGUUCACUCUCCCAGGAGGGUUCUGUGGAGGCGGGAACAAGGGCACUGAGACUCGAAAGCAUUAGACAAUCCCAAAUACCAUCUGUCGAUUUGGAACCGCGCUCAUUUUUACUUUGUAUGCACAUAUUUUAUGGCUGUAGGUUUACUUUCCUAAUUUUGUUCUCCAUGGCUUGUUCUUGAACACAAAAUGAUGAUGAUCAACUACAUCCACACAUCACCUCUUUGACUUUUCCAAGCCCUCUCACCACUAUUGGCAUUUUCCUCACCGGGCCUGCAAAGGAACUCGGACUGGCAGCAUUAUUAUUAUUUUUACAAAAGAGACCAGAGGCAGAAACGGAUUUUGAGCCAGGACUAGAACUUGGACCUCUUACCGCAGGCUGGGAGGCAGGCGUUUGGCUGGCUGUGUCGAUUUCACGAAGGGGGAACUUAAAGCCCACAGGUCCCCCAGUACCUUCUACACGCGGGGCCCUGUGCUAGGCCCACUGCAGCCACAACCACAGAAGAGGCCAGUCCUGCUCUUUAGGCCUGUGGGGAAGGGAAAGCUGACAAUUUUAAUCCUAGCCACCACCUCCUUUCGUGUGUUUGGAUGUUUUCACGGGUCUCACUUAUACCAAAGGGAAAUAAUCUUCAUUAAAAUCCGUAUUUCUUCUA
Molecule: messenger RNA, 4526 nt
Organism: Oryctolagus cuniculus (rabbit)
Lineage: Eukaryota; Metazoa; Chordata; Mammalia; Lagomorpha; Leporidae
Gene: SHC1
Product: SHC adaptor protein 1
Biological process (GO): epidermal growth factor receptor signaling pathway; insulin receptor signaling pathway; intracellular signal transduction
Cellular component (GO): plasma membrane
Molecular function (GO): receptor tyrosine kinase binding
Source: RefSeq, a predicted model, not a curated record